This is a messenger RNA of Anopheles darlingi, 863 nucleotides long. RefSeq names its product larval/pupal cuticle protein H1C-like. NCBI's taxonomy places the organism in Eukaryota, Metazoa, Arthropoda, Insecta, Diptera, Culicidae. Bases 90 to 704 code for a protein of 204 amino acids. The record is from RefSeq and is a predicted model, not a curated record. The transcript has 2 exons.
GUCAAGCCGAAGCUCAGUCAAAGCGAACAACACAGACCUCUCCAAACUUACCACCCCUCAAAACCCCCCCCACAAAACAAUCUAUCAAAAUGUUCCGAUUGGUGGUGUUGUCCGCUGUUCUCGCCGUUGCCGCUGCCGCUCCGGGAGCCUCGCUGGUUCAUGCUGCUCCGCUAGCGUACUCGUCGGUCGUGGCCGCCCCAGCCCUGCUGGCCCAGAAGGAAAUCUCGUACGAGAAGCGCAUCAUCGAGGAGCCGACCGUUGCCCAUGUUGGUACCGUGCUGAAGCACGUCCCGACUGGCGUUACCCACACCAGCUCGGCCGUUGUUCACGAUACCAAGGUGAAGGAGAAUGUGUAUGCCCAGGCCGUGAAGAAGACCAUCGUGUCGACUCCGGUUGAGAAGACGACCUACGUCCAGGCUGCCGCUCCGGUCGUCCAGACUUAUGCUGCUCCGGCCACCUAUGUCCAUGCUGCCCCGGCUACCUACGUCCAUGCUGCCCCGGUUGCCAAGACCUACGUCGCCCAGGCUGCUCCGAUCGCUUACGCUGCCAAGACCUACGUCGCCCAGGCUGCUCCGGCCGCCAUCAGCUACGAGGCUGCUCCAGUGUCGUACGUUGCUUCCGCUCCUCUGGCCAAGACUGCCUACGUCAGCAGCUACCCAUCGAUCUACGAGGCCCCGGCCGUCUACGCCAACCAGUAUCACUAAAAGGUGUCGAGACGCUUCCCCCCUGAACCUGAACCUGUCCUGGAGCUAGCGCCCAAAGCGGUGACAAUUGCCCUUCUUUUGUUCACAUUUUCUCUGACUGUUUUCUGUGAAAGAUGAGAACGGUAAUUCAGUGCGAGGGCAAUAAAUUGAUUGAGAUUC